Molecule: messenger RNA, 378 nt
Organism: Fraxinus pennsylvanica
Lineage: Eukaryota; Viridiplantae; Streptophyta; Magnoliopsida; Lamiales; Oleaceae
Source: the annotation of a GenBank genome assembly
AUGGCAUCUAUAACUGGUUUAACUCUCACAACCCCAAGAAUCUUAGCCAAGGCAUCAGAUUCACCAAAAAUCAAGCCCAUCAACAACUUCUCAUUCCCAUGGAAGAAGAGGUGCAACACUCAAUUCAUCCGCCUUGUGGCGGCGGCGGCGCCAGAUGGUCUGUCGGAAAAGGUGGUGGAGAGCAUUAAGACUGCCGAGGAGGCCUGCGCCGAGGACCCCGUCCGCUGCGAGUGCGCGGCUGCGUGGGACGAAGUGGAGGAGCUAAGUGCUGCAGUGAGCCAUGCAAAGGACAAGAAGAAAGAAUCUGAUCCUUUAAAUUCUUUAUUAUUAUUGUUAUCGUUUCGAGUUGUUUCGUUUCAUAGUACCUUUAGAUUUUGA